This is a messenger RNA of Gorilla gorilla gorilla (western lowland gorilla), 1339 nucleotides long. RefSeq names its product metallothionein-1E-like. Gene Ontology annotation, cellular component: nucleus; cytoplasm. Bases 1015 to 1200 code for a protein of 61 amino acids. Gene Ontology annotation, molecular function: metal ion binding. Lineage: Eukaryota; Metazoa; Chordata; Mammalia; Primates; Hominidae. Gene Ontology annotation, biological process: intracellular zinc ion homeostasis; cellular response to cadmium ion; cellular response to zinc ion. The transcript is spliced from 3 exons. The record is from RefSeq and is a predicted model, not a curated record.
CUCGUUUUGUCGCCCAGGCUGGAGUGCAGUGGUGCUAUUUCGGCUCAGGGCAAGCUCCGCCUCUGCGUUCAUGCCAUUCUCCUGCUUCAGCCACGGGAUAGCCGGGACUACAGGUGCCCACCACCACGCCCGGCUACUUUCCCACCUUGCUUUUUAAUUUAAAGUAGGGUCUGCAUAUCAUCUGAACUCAUCUCUCUUUGGGGACAUCCCACAGGUCCAGAACUGCCAGCCGGUAGUAGGGGUGGCCGGCUAGGCUGUGGGGAGCAUGGAGAUUUAUCAGCAAAGGACGACCUGGACAAAUGUGCCCACACAUCCUCUCAGGCGAGGAGAAUCGACGGGAGAGAGAGGCCGACCCGUGUUCCCCGUGUUGCUGUGUACGGAGGAGCGGGUCCGAGGGACCUAGGUGUGGACAGGGACAGGCAAGGCGGGAGACGAGGAGAAACGAAAGCCACAUCGGUGGCGGGUGCUCUGCACACAACUCGCUCGCUACCGCACGCUCCCCGCUUCGCACUCAGCCGAUCCGGGGACAGGAGCAGGAGGGUUGCACCGGGACUCCGGGACAGGCCCAGCUGAAAACGGCGGGGCGAAGGGUGGGGUGGAGACGCCCGCGACGCCAAGGCUGGGGUCCCGGAACGUGCGGGGAGGAGGGUGGAAGGCAAAGGCAACUUCGGGGAAACUGGGAAAGGCGGCCAGGACCUCGGGGACACCGCAUACCGCCGGGCGCACAGCCCCUCACGCGCGAAGGGGCGCCAGAAGGGCGGUCCCGCGGCGCGCCGGGAGUGGAGCUCAGGGGUUGGUGCCCCCGGCCCUUCUGCUGCGCACAGCCCAGCCCAGGACCGCUGGCGGCUCGAACCCAGCGGGGCGGGUGCAAGCGCAGGGCAGGGCCUCUGCGCCCGGCCACCUCCCUUGAGUAGGAAAGCAGCCGCAGGCUGUGGCGCUCCACCUCGCCGUCCACGUGCGCCUUGCAGUCUCUCCAUUUAUCGCUUGAGAUCUCCAGCCUUACCGCGGCUCGAAAUGGACCCCAACUGCUCCUGCACCACUGGUGGCUCCUGCACGUGCGCCGGCUCCUGCAAGUGCAAAGAGUGCAAAUGCACCUCCUGCAAGAAGCGCUGCUGCUCCUGCUGCCCCGUGGGCUGUGCCAAGUGUGCCCACGGCUGCAUCUGCAAAGGGACGUCGGAGAAAUGCAGCUGCUGUGCCUGAUGUGGGAACAGUUCUUCUCCCAAAUGUUAAUAGAACAACCUGCACAACCUGGAUUUUUUUUUAAUACAAUACUGAGCUAUUUGCUGCAUUUCUUUUUAUAUUAAAUAUGUGAGUGACAAUAAAACAAUUUUGACUUGAA